UGUUCCUAUUUCUUUUUCUUUGGGAAAUGAAAUAACGAAAAUACUGAAGUGCACUAUCCAUUACUAUAAUAUUCUUUCUAUUGAAAGAACGUUUGUUUUUCAUCUUUGUCAAACACAAAAUCACAGCGCACACAGAAGAAGAAGAAGAAGAGAUUCGAUUGUAACUCUUACUGUAACUAUGGCUAGUUCUGGUUGUCAAGGCCUAUUCUUUGUAGUUCUCUCCAUAAUUCUUGCUUUUACAGCAAUCACCACAAGCAUGCAUUCAAGAAUAUCAACCAACAACUCAAACUCAUCUCACCAAUUCACCAAACACGCCCUUACAAUGAAUGCUUCUAAAGCUCUUCGAAAUCAAGGUUUCAAUAUCUUAGCUACUCUCCUUCAAAUCUCCCCUGAAAUCUUCCUCUCCACUCCUCAAUCCACCAUUUUUGCCGUUCAAGAUUCCGCCAUUGCCAAGCUCUCUGUCCCUUCUUGGGCAAUGAAACAGCUCCUUCAGUACCACACUUCCCCUUACAAUCUCUCUUUUCAAGAACUGUUGAAAAAAUCCCAAGGAAGUUGCUUAACAACACUUUUAUCUAAAAAAUACAUUGCUAUCACAAAAACUGAUUAUAAACAGAACUCUGUUGAGAUUAACAAUGUGUUAGUUUCUCAUCCUGAUUUGUUUCUUGAAGAAAGUAUCUCAAUACAUGGAGUUACUGGAGCUUUUUCUGAGUUAGAUUUUCAUGGAAUGGACCAACACGGAGACGUUAUUCGAUCACCUAUUUGUGAAGAUCAGAUAUCAAGUGCAAGCACAAAUGAUUUCAAGAACUUGGUUGAUUGGCCAAGAAUCAUUAAGUUACUCAGCUCCAAAGGAUAUGUUUCCUUUGCAAUUGAGUUGCAUUCUGUUCUUGAUGGGAUUAUUCAAGAUUUUGCAAAUUUAAGCUAUGUAACAAUCUUUGCUCCACCAAAUUUGGGAUUUUUAUCAUCCCCUUCACCUUUGCUAGAAAGAAUUGUAAGGCUUCAUAUAUUGCCCCAAAGGUACACUUACACGGAAUUAGCUUUCUUGCCUGACAGUUCACCCCUAAAGACAUUGGUUCCAGGCCUAAAUGUUACUAUUUCUAAGAGCAAUGUUUCGCGUAUCUUGACCAUUGAUGGCGUGGAGAUUACAGCGCCAGAUAUUUUCUUGUACAAGACGUUCAUCAUCCAUGGAAUUUCUCGGGCUUUUGAGUUGAAGGAGCUAUCCAUUUCAUUCAGAUAAUAAGCUUUCUUACUUUGUGGAUUUAAAGCAUUAUUAAUUAGCAGCUUCUAUUAAAUGUAUCUUUUACUUGACCAUGUUUUGCUUUAUUCAUUUAAAAUUAGAUUCAAGAUAGGAGUAGUAGAUAUGCAAGUUAUAGAUGAGAAAUAGUACUCGGAUA
This is a messenger RNA of Nicotiana tabacum (common tobacco), 1391 nucleotides long. Its product is annotated as fasciclin-like arabinogalactan protein 21. Lineage: Eukaryota; Viridiplantae; Streptophyta; Magnoliopsida; Solanales; Solanaceae. The record is from RefSeq and is a predicted model, not a curated record.